Molecule: messenger RNA, 2958 nt
Organism: Vespa mandarinia (Asian giant hornet)
Lineage: Eukaryota; Metazoa; Arthropoda; Insecta; Hymenoptera; Vespidae
Product: tetratricopeptide repeat protein 27-like
Molecular function (GO): protein binding
Source: RefSeq, a predicted model, not a curated record
CAACAGUAAUUUUACACAACACAAUAUUUAAAAUAAAACGAAGAAUAAAUUAAAAUAUAUAAUGGUCAUACAAUAAUUAGAUUGAAUUUUAUGUACUUUUUUUUAAUUGAGUUUAAUUUAGUUUUCAAUUCUACAUAAAUUCGUAAACUUCUCUGGAUUGAAUAUUAUUUGUACAUAUGCAAAUUAUUAAUCUGCAAAAGAAUGAUGGAUAAACUUAAAGAAAAGAUUAGUGAAAAAAUAGAAACUCAGCUCUUGACAAACGUCAUAGACGAAGAGUGCAAUGCAGUUAUUAUACGGAAAAUAUUAGAAGGUCAAUACGUGGAUGUAUUACUUGAAUUAGCAUCGGCCAAACUAUUUGAAUCUCUUUCUAAUAGCGAUGAUUUACAAGAAAUCAUAUAUAAUAAUAUAAAAAAAGAUACAACGGAUAGCUACGAAUGGUUAUGCCUAAGUAUAGCAUCUUUGUUUUACUUUAUUAAAUGCAAUUGGACAGGUCCGAUUACAGAUGACAGAGGCAUUGAAUUAUUAUCGGUUACAAGAGAAAAAGCACUCAAGUAUUUAUCCCUACAUGAUGAAUGUAAUGAGAAUGUUGAAAAGCCAGAAUUUCUUUAUUUAUCUAAAAUUAUAUUCUCAAAUGAGUAUAUGCAAAACAACUAUAAAAGUUGUAUGUGGUGGUUAUUUAGAGCCAAUCUUCUGCAUCAGUUCAUAUUAGAGGAGACUUCAGGAACAAUAUUUGAAGAAACGGAAAUGUUAAUUGCAAAUAUUGGUGCUUUAAAUAUCGUACGAUCUACGUUUUCAGAAGCUCUAUUUAAUCUCGAAGUUGCACAAUUUUAUUUGUACUAUAAAAGAAUAGAAUGUUCAGAAAAGUAUUUGGCACAUGUUGAAAAUAUUGCUCAAGUAAAAAUGGAAUUACAAGGUAUUAUGGGAAAGCGAACAAAAUAUCAAAAAGAAUUGAAGCCGCAAUUAUUUUUAAAAAUAAGUAUGGACAAAGAAGAUACAUUUGAGACAAGAAUUUGCAAAAACUUACCAAAGUCUUUAGAUCUAAAUGAUGAUUUAAGACUAGAACGUACUCAGUUUUCUGAAUUUCAGGAUGAAAUUAGAUUGGGAGCAUUGGAAGAAGCCAUUGUUUUAGCAAGACAUACUCAGUUGCAGUUAUCUCAGCCAAGAGAUAAACUUACAGAUGAAGAAAUUAAUCCAUAUGUAACUAAAGUAAUCGAUAAUACAAAAAAUUGGUCAUUAAAAAUGACAGCUCUUUGUUGUCGAUGCAUUUAUGAAGCUAAUGACAAAAGAACUGUAGAGCGAUCAAUGUUACAAGCUGAAUAUUUAUUAAAAGAAAUAAAAGAUUGUAACGUCACAAUGGCAGAAAGAUUAGACAUAUUUUUUGCCAGUGGAAUGAAGCCUAUAUGGAUGUUAGAAAAAAUUUUAGCUAAUAUCAUGCUUAGUCUUGGGUUAGUGAAAGGAGCUUUAGACUUGUUUCUCAAGUUGAAACUUUGGGAAGAUGUUAUUCUUUGUUACAACAUACUAGAAUUGAAACACAAAGCUGCAGAAAUUAUACUUCAAAAAAUUGCUAAAAAACCAACAAUUAAAUUAUGGUGUUUGUUGGGUGAUACAACUGGCGAUGUAAAGCAUUAUGAAACAGCAUGGAAAUUAUCAGAUGAGAAAAGUAGUCGCGCACAGAGGCAUUGGGGGUUCUUCUAUUUUCUAAAAAAAAAUUAUGUCGAAGCUAUACCACACUUACGGUUGUCAGUUGAAUUAAAUAAUAUCCAAGAGGAUGUAUGGUUGAGACUUGGCUUUGCAGCAUUGCAAACGGAGGAUUGGAAACUAGCGGCAAUGGCAUACCGACGAUAUUGUGCUUUAGAGCAAACUACUUUCGAGGCAUGGAAUAAUUUAGCAAAGGCAUAUAUAAAAUUAGGUGAUAAAUACAGAGCAUGGAAAGUCCUUUACGAGGCGAUUAAAUGUAAUCACGAUCGUUGGGAAGUUUGGGAUAAUUUGAUGGCAGUUUGCAUUGAUUUGGGACAAUUUUUAGAAGUAAUAAGAUGCUACAAUCGCAUUUUAGACUUAAAAAAUGAGCAUUCAGAUAUUCAGAUUUUGGAAAUAUUAACGAAUGCUAUUGCAAACGACAUUAAAGAUGUUAAUGGCAAAUCAUGUAGAAACUUAUUACUUCUACCGACACUUCAAUUAUUUGGCAGAAUUACAUCUCGUAUAACUAAUAAUUCAGAUCUUUGGAGAUUAUAUUCUGAAUUAACGAUGCUUAAAAGAACAGAUGUUGAUGAUCAGAAAGCUAUGCAAUAUUUACAGAAAGCAUAUCGUGCUGCUGUAUCAGAACCCAAAUGGUUUCAAAAAGAAAAUACUACUUUAUCUGUUCUACAGUUGUGCUGUAAAUUAUCGAAGACGUAUUUACAUUGUUCGUCUUAUUGUACGGAUCAUAUGAGAUCCAAAAGAGCAUUACUAGGUAGUGCUAAAUUAGCAUUACAAGGAGUUAUUAAAAAAGUCAAAGAUAUAUAUUCAGAAAAUGCUGAGGUAAUGCAAAAUUUACAACAAGUUGAAGAAUAUUUUAAAGUAAUUUCAAGUGAACUAGAAAAAAUGUCAUCCAAUAGCCGAUAAAUUUUAAUAACAUUCGAAAAUUGGUCAAGCCGUCUAACAAAUACCUUUCUCAUUCCAAUAUCUUGUAAUUGUCGAUAAUUAUCUGCAAGUGUGUCUUCUCCGUUCGAUAGUAUUCUAAAUUUGUUCAUCUAACAAAAUAUAUUAUUAUUUAUUAAAAAAAAAAAGACACGAAUAGAAGAAACAGACUAAAAAUGAGAUAACAUAUAAUUGUACCUGUCGAAAUGAGAUUUUUACCGGCGUUGAAAAAAUAAUCCAAGUUACUACUUCAUUGCACGGUGGUGAUGUUAACGAUCCUUUAUAAGUAUAAAAAGUAUCUGUAUCUUUCGGCAUUAAAGAAGACAAAGCAAUUGAAUUAUU